Molecule: messenger RNA, 2550 nt
Organism: Pseudozyma hubeiensis SY62
Lineage: Eukaryota; Fungi; Basidiomycota; Ustilaginomycetes; Ustilaginales; Ustilaginaceae
Exons: 1
Coding region: 1-2550 (849 amino acids)
Biological process (GO): carbon catabolite repression of transcription
Cellular component (GO): nucleus; cell tip; cell division site
Molecular function (GO): protein binding
Source: RefSeq, a predicted model, not a curated record
AUGGCAUUCCCGCCCACCGCCAUGCGGCCUCUGCCAGGUGGCACUACACUCGUGUCGGCGCAACCACCAGCUCCAGCGGCUGCUGCGGUCAUGACCACCGAGUCCUUUGACGCUCCCGAAGGCAUGUACGUCUGCACCUCGCGCUUCACGCCACCACCACAGCCCAUGAUCCAUCUCAAUCCUGUGCCCACCACUCAACUCGGUCUCUCGGCCGUCUACCCGACGCCUCGAGUGUCUAGCGUCAGUCUUCGAUAUCCGGUCUCGUCCAAAAAGGCGUCCGAUUCCAGCGCAGCCGACUUCGCCUCUGCGCCAUCGCUCAGUGUCCUUCUCGAAGCGCCCCUCGCAUCCCAAGGUAUCGACGCUCCUUCAUCGAGCCUCACAGGCGGAUUGCCGCCAGGCAGCGCAGGACCAUCGGCGGGUAUAGCUGGCAUCGGUGGCCCCGGCAUGGGCUUCUCGGGUCUCGGCGAGACCAUGGGCAAGCUCAAUGCCAAACCUGCGCGUCCCAAGAACAGUCUCAAAAACACCUCGAGCAACUUUGUCAACCGCAUGAUGACCCACCCGGACCUCGCCAAAAUUCUUGCCGCCCGCACCGAUGCCGAGCACUUCACUUUCCUCACCAACGCCCGCUCCUUCUUCUGGCUAGCGGACACGAAUGGCAGGACAAAGGAGAGUUUGGCUCGUAUCACCUUCGGCGCCUCCCCAUCUGCCCAUGAUGUCAACCAGUUCACGCGCUCGCACGACCGUCUCGACAUUGUCAUCGGCUUCGUCACUGGCGAUUUGGUCUGGCUCGAUCCAAUUGCCUCGAAAUACUCGCGCAUCAACAAAGGUGGGUGCAUUACGAGCUCGGCCGUCACGCAGGUGCGCUGGCUACCCGGAAGCGAGAACCUCUUCAUGGCAGCACAUGCAGAUGGAAGCAUUCUUGUGUACGAUCGCGAGCGCGAGGAUUCGAGCGACUUUGUUGCAGCUACCUGGGAAGCUUUUGCUGGUGACACCCCGUCGUCAUCCAGCGCUGCUCUUCAGUCCGCCAUCGGCGUACCCGGCACCCCUUCCUCGGUUGCUAUGUCGGCCAGUCAGACCUCUGCAUCGAACGCGUCAACUUCCUCGAACCCAGCCGCAGGAGCGGCAUCCGGAAUCGCGCUUGGGUCUGGCAUCGCUGAGUCCCGUCCAAUGAUGGGAACUCGCACGGUAACGAGCUCGACCACCACCACUACGACGCAGACCGACGUUGGCGACACGAACUUGUCCACCAGCUCCGGCAGCGUCACGAACCUUUCGAAAAUGAGGACCGGCGUUGCUCCAGGUACGCUUUCGCAGCGACGGCAGGCGGCCGACUCCGGCUCCGGGGGGCAGCCGCUUCUCCUAGUCACAAAGCCAGGCGCCGUGCCAAUCACAUCUGGGUUGCCCUCCGGAGGCUCUUUGCACUCGCGCGAAUACCAGCAGGCAGCGGCUGCAGCUGCCGUCGCCGCUGCCAACGCGGCUUCCAAUGGCAACGGACUCUCAGGUAAAGGCAAAGAGACGUCAUGGUCGCGCCUCAACCCUGUCUCGCACUGGGCCGUUUCAAAAACGCGCAUCACCGACUUUGCCUUUUCGCCAGACUACUCGCACGUGGCCCUUGUGGCCGAAGACGGCAUCCUUCGCAUCGCUGACGUCAACUCGGAGCGUUUGCUCGACACGUUUGAAUCGUACUUUGGAGGAUUCAAUUGUGUUGUCUGGUCUCCUGAUGGCAAAUUUGUGUUGACAGGAGGCGAAGACGACCUGGUUACCGUGUGGGCUCCCCGCGAAGGACGCAUAGUUGCAAGGUGUCAGGGUCACACGUCGUUUGUCACCGGACUUGCAUGGGAUCCUUGGCGAUGGUCUUCGGACGAUCGAACCUAUCGAUUUGCGUCUGUCGGGGAGGAUUGCAAGAUGAUCCUGUGGGACUUUUCCAGUGCCGCGCUCAACCGUCCCAAGACGUAUGCCCCGCACAACGCCAGUCACCGACGAAGCUCUGUCGGUCUUGGAUCUACCUACUCGCUCGUCGACAAGCACGGGUCGUCGGCCUUUGCGCGCUCUCCAGGUUCGGUGUACACUGGUCGACGCAUGAGCACGAGCACUGGCUUGGCAUCUUCGGCGCUCGCAACCGUCACAGACGACACGAUCCGACAUCCCGCACUGCCGCGCUCCGAGGUUGCCAUCCUUCAACCUGUUGUCACCGUGGAUGUGGACGGCGAAAUUCCGGCAGGGAUUCGAUUCGGGCCGGACAAGGUCAUGAUCGUUCGCAAGAAUGCGGCCAUCGACACUUUCACACGUCCUCUGCCCAAACGGCCAACCAGCGUGGUGGCUUCGUCGUCAAUCGGUGCGGAUAGGACUUCAUUGCCAGCAGGUGCGCGAACGAAUCGGUUGCCGCUAGCAUCUCGGAGUGCACGUGCUCCUCCACCGCCUUUGAACCUUGCCGCCAGUGCGGCCAUGUCAGGUCACUCUCAGCAGUCAUCAGCGACGACGCCGACGACGCCGAGACACGCGAUUCACAACGGUGCAGCGGCAGGUGUCAAGAAUGGUAUCACAGCCUGA